This is a messenger RNA of Pteronotus mesoamericanus, 1773 nucleotides long. RefSeq names its product lymphocyte activating 3 (gene LAG3). Lineage: Eukaryota; Metazoa; Chordata; Mammalia; Chiroptera; Mormoopidae. Gene Ontology annotation, molecular function: transmembrane signaling receptor activity; MHC class II protein binding. The record is from RefSeq and is a predicted model, not a curated record.
CCCCCUCAGACUUUCCACUGCGAAGCGAAACCGACUCUCCCCUGUCCCUCUUCCCCCAGGUUCUCUUCCUCCACCUUCCACUUUGCAGAACCUCCCUUUCAUCAGGCUGUCUCUCCCCACUUUCUGACCUCUUCCCUUUGGAGGGCUCAUUGUGGCCCGCGCCCAGAGGGAUAUGGGGGAGGCCCAGUUCCGCCGGGUCUGGCUGCUUCUGCCACUGCUGUGGGUGGCUCCAGUGGAGGCACCAGGACCUGGGGAAGAGAUCCCGGAGGUGUGGGCCCAGGAGGGAGCUCCUGCCCAGCUUCCCUGCAGCUCCACAAUCCCCCUCCAGGAUCCCAGCCUUCUUCGGAUAGGAGGGGUCACUUGGCAGCAUCUACCGGACAGCCGGCCACCGGCCCGCGGCUCGCGCCCCGUAGCGCCCACCCCCUACACUGUGCUGAGGCGGGUUCCCGGGGGCCUGCGCAGCGGGCGGCCGCCGCUGCAGCCCCGCGUGAAGCUGGAAGAGCGCGGCUUCCAGCGCGGGGACUUCUCGCUUUGGCUGCGCCCGGCCUUACGCACCGACGCCGGCGAGUACAGCGCCGCCGUGAACCUCAAAGACCGAGCCCUCACCUGCCGCCUCCGUCUGCGCGUGGGCCAGGCCUGGGUGACUGCCACCCCCGGGUCUGUCAGGGCCUCCGAUUGGGUCGUUCUGAACUGCUCCUUCAGCCGCCCGGACGUCCCAGCCUCUGUGCACUGGUUCCGGGGCCCAGGCAGAGUUCCUAUUCAGGAGUCCCCCCAUCACCACUUGGUUGGAAGCUUCCUCUUCCUGCCCCAAGUCAGCCCCUCAGAUUCUGGGCCCUGGGGCUGCAUCCUCGCCUACAGAGAUGGCUUCAAUGUCUCCAGCACAUACAGCCUCACUGUUCUGGCUCCGGAGCCGCCCAUCCCUCUGACUGUGUAUGCAGGAGCAGGUUCCCGGGUGGAGCUGCCUUGCCAACUGCCUCCUGGUGUAAGGACCCAGUCUUCCCUCACUGCCAGGUGGACCCCUCCUGGUGCAGGCGCUGACCUGCUGGUGGCCGGAGACAAUGGCAACUUUACCCUUCAACUAGAGGCUGUGAGCCAGGCCCAGGCUGGGACCUACACCUGCUGCAUCCAUCUGCAGGGGCAGCAGCUUAGUACCACCGUCACCUUGGCCGUCAUCACAGUGACUCCCAAAUCCUCUGGGUUACCUGGCAACCUGAGAAAACUGCUUUGUGAGGUGACUCCGGCAUCUGGACAAGAGCGCUUUGUGUGGAGCCCCCUGGACAAGCGGUCUUGGAGUUCUCCAGGACCCUGGCUGGAGGUGCAGAAGGCCAGCCUCCUUUCUCAGCCGUGGCAGUGCCACCUGUACAAGGGGGAGAGGCUUCUCGGUACAGCCGUAUACUUCACGGAGCUCUCUGGCACAGGUGCCCAGCACUCUGAGAGAGCCCCGGGUGCCCUGAAAUCAGGCCAUCACCCUCUCUUUCUCACCGCUGGUGUCCUCUUUUUCCUUUUGGUGAUUGGAGCCUUUGCCUUUUACCUUUGGAGAAAACAGUGGCAACCAAGAAGAUUCUCUGCUUUAGAGCGUGGGAUUCACCCACCUCAGGCUCAGAGCAAGGUAGAGGAUCUGGAGCAAGAACCAGAGGCAGCGCCAGAGCCAGGGCCGGAGCCAGACCUGGAGCUGGAGCUGGAGCCGGAGCCUGAGUCCUGGCCACAGCAGCCCUGACCUGGAGCUGAAGCAGCCAGCGGAUCUCUGUGAUUCAGUUCAAAUAAACUCCCAUC